This is a messenger RNA of Centropristis striata (black sea bass), 3884 nucleotides long. It is a transcript of the gene gnaz, whose product is annotated as guanine nucleotide binding protein (G protein), alpha z polypeptide. The record is from RefSeq and is a predicted model, not a curated record. Lineage: Eukaryota; Metazoa; Chordata; Actinopteri; Perciformes; Serranidae. Gene Ontology annotation, biological process: adenylate cyclase-modulating G protein-coupled receptor signaling pathway. Gene Ontology annotation, cellular component: heterotrimeric G-protein complex. Gene Ontology annotation, molecular function: GTPase activity; G-protein beta/gamma-subunit complex binding; G protein-coupled receptor binding. The transcript has 3 exons. Bases 782 to 1849 code for a protein of 355 amino acids.
UGAAAGAGAGAGAGAGAGAGAUGUACGUGAGUGUGUGUGACCCUGUGAAUAUGAGGAAGAUAUGAAGAUGAAGCAGCAGGACUAAAGGUGGAUUGCACAGAGCCUUUCUCUCCCUGCAAGGGCUUGUCUGCAGUAUCCUUUUGUAAAUGGAUGCUGGCUUGUGAACACGACUCGGAGGCCUUCAGUUGCUGGGGAGAUUUCACACCACAGAAGAAGCAGAAAAGAUUUUAUCAGGAAGAUCAAGCAAAAUAGGCAAAUAUCGAACUGAGGUUGUUGCAGACGUCAAACAAGGGCAAUUUACCACAAGAGCCAUGUGGGAGGAGAGUGAGGGAGUUUUGCUAUUCUCAAGCAUCAAGCCCAAACGCUUUGUGUACUGAUAUAUGCUUCGUUCUCCAGCCCUCUUCCAGAGCUUUUCCUCAGGGGGAGCCCCUGCUAUGAACCCCAGCUCCGUUGGCUUCAGCAGGCAGUCCAACCUCAGUGCCAGGCGCUGUGUGGGCAUCCCACAAGUCUGGGUUCUGCCCACACAGGACUCACAGACUGCCCCAGAACAAAAAGAAUGAAAAACUCUUGAGUCACUCCUGUGUGUGGUGGCUCUUCUGUCUAGUGUUAAAUUGGUCUGUUGUGAAGUUUUGUCUGCCUCUUCACCGACAAGUUCCUAGCGUCAGUGAAAGCCCUCUCCAACUCUUCCACCAGAUCCUUUUAGGUCACCACUUCGUUGUAAUUUGCUUUCCCAUCAAGCAGCAGCACGAGUUCCUUUGUGCUCACCACGUGGUGGAGGACCAUGGGAUGCCGUCAGAGCUCGGAGGAGAAGGAAGCGGCGCGGCGCUCUCGGCGAAUCGACCGCCACUUGCGCUCUGAGAGCCAGCGGCAGCGGCGUGAGAUCAAGCUCCUGCUGCUGGGCACCAGCAACUCAGGCAAGAGCACCAUUGUCAAGCAGAUGAAGAUCAUCCACAGUGGCGGCUUCAACCUGGAGGCCUGCAAGGAGUACAAGCCCCUCAUCUUGUACAAUGCCAUCGACUCUCUCACCCGCAUCAUCCGCGCCCUCACCACCCUCAAGAUCGACUUUCACAACCCUGACCGCGCCUACGAUGCUGUGCAGCUCUUUGCCCUCACAGGGCCGGCGGAGAGCAAAGGAGAGAUCACUCCAGAGUUGCUGGGGGUCAUGAAACGUCUGUGGGCUGACUCAGGGGUCCAGGAGUGCUUUCAGCGAUCCAAUGAGUACCACUUAGAGGACAACACUGCCUACUACCUGAACGACCUGGACCGCAUCUCUGCACUUGAGUACAUCCCAACUGUAGAGGACAUCCUACGGUCUCGUGAUAUGACCACCGGCAUUGUGGAGAACAAGUUCACCUUCAAGGAGCUCACCUUCAAGAUGGUAGAUGUGGGUGGACAGCGCUCUGAGAGAAAGAAAUGGAUCCACUGCUUCGAGGGCGUGACUGCAAUCAUUUUCUGUGUCGAGCUAAGUGGCUAUGACCUCAAACUCUACGAGGACAACCAGACGAGCCGCAUGGCCGAGAGCUUGCGCCUGUUUGACUCCAUCUGCAACAACAACUGGUUCACCAACACGUCGCUCAUCCUCUUCCUCAACAAGAAGGACCUGUUGGCUGAGAAGAUCAAACGCAUUCCUCUGACAGUGUGCUUCCCUGACUACAAAGGUCAGAACACCUAUGAGGAGGCAGCCGUCUAUGUGCAACGGCAGUUUGAGGACCUCAACCGCAACAAGGAGACCAAGGAGAUCUAUUCGCACUUCACCUGUGCCACUGACACCAGCAACAUCCAGUUUGUGUUCGACGCUGUCACGGACGUGAUCAUCCAGAACAAUCUCAAGUACAUUGGGCUGUGCUAGGACCUGAUGCUGGCUCGGGGGUGGGGGGGUGGGGGUAAAGCGGGCCACUUGGCAGCAGUUGGUCCGCCGUCAGGCUGGAUAAACAAAAGGCAUGUCAGUCUGCCUGACAGUUUAUCUCUUUGAAGAGGUGCAACAGAGACCUGCAAAGGAAACGAGCUAGUCAGAUGGUCAGGGAUGGACGAUACUGUAGAUUCAUGUGUUUCAGUUGAAACAAAAGAGCUGGUGGGCCAUUGUCAAGAUGGGAGUUUUACCCAAUGUGUUUGCACUGAAUAUGAGUAUGCAGAGACACCCAACACACACACACACCGACACACAUCCUUAUGUUUGCUCUCUCUCUCACACACACACACACACACACACACAAGAUCUUUGGAUCAACAGUCAAGCACUUGUUUGACAAGGCAACACUGGAAAUUUUAGACAGCUACCCCUACCUGCCUGCCAAACCUGAGGUAGUAGGUCUGUUGGUGGUUUUUCAGUUACUUUUGUCUCUUUUAUUUAAUUUGCCAGAGUCAAUUAAUGCUGCUUAACAAGAAGAAUUUUGACAGAAUCAAUGUUCUCUUUUGGAUUUUCACCCUAACAAUGGUAACCAGUGAGUGCACCUGAUGAGACGUGGGGAGAGCCUGUAUUUCUGAGGAAAAAAAAAAAUGUCAGUAGACAUGAUGUCACAGGGUUUCUGCCUAAAAGAGGAAACUGCCACAGUGUAAAGCUGAAGUGAAAUACGUUUUCUACACACUAUUUCUGUUCUGCCCCCUGGUCGACUCUCUAAUGUUGUUCUUUUCCCCUCUUUCUUUUAGCGUUUUUUUUUUUGUGCUUUAAAAAAAAAAGAAUAUGUCUCUCAAACCUGCCUUUUAUAGCAGGUCACUGACUUAUAAUACCAGGAGAGUGUUAUGCUCGUCAAAAGUAUUCUUUAUGAUCAUUCCAGUUUCCAGCAAGAGACAACAAAAACAGUGCCAAGAUCAAUUUGUAAAUAAAGCCAGAUCCCAUCCAUUACGUUAAUUUUUGUUUUGUUUUUAUGGACAAAUACAUUAAAAACAUGCAUGAUUUUGUUACUUUGGGAUACUAAUAUAUUUUCUUUGGGAUUAUGUUCCUCUUUUCUUAGGUUUAAAUAAUAUAUUCCCAAAAAUAUAUAUAAAAGUCAAACACUGUGUACGAUUGUACAGUUGUCAGAGAGGAAUCUAUUGAAAAGAGUUAUAUCAAUAUAAUAAUGGUGAAUAUGAUGUUAUAAUGAUGAAAAAGAUGACUGAUUAUGAUGAUAACAGUGGUGGUGAUGAUGAUUACAAUAAUGUCAAAGAAAAUCUCACUGCAGAGUUAGCAUGAGAGGAUAAAGUGGAUCAAAGGAGAACAAGACUGUAGAAAAAUGUGAAAACGAGAAGCAAAUGUUGAAAGUUCAAUCUUCCUUGCAUUAUCUAAGUGGAAAUUGUUAAACAGCCAGUCAGUAUGAUGUGUAAAUAUACUGUAAGGUACACUCUUUGUUCAAACAAAUGAAAAUAAAGGUUGAGUUGGGAUACUGUAAGCGAGAUAAAGAGAGAGCGAGAGAAAGAGAAGGAGGAAAACCCCACUCUGCUCCUCCUCUUACCCUUUCUUUUCAGUUCAAAGGGUGAUGUGCAAACAACUCAGCUAAGGGCUUCAGGCUUGACUUUACGGGAUGUCCACUUCAACAAAAGACAAAACAAUUAAAAAAGAAGUAUAAAGAGGACAAUAACUAUGAAUAAAACAACUUAUGCAAAUUUCCAUGGUGUAGUAAAUGUGUUUUUGGGUGGUGGUGGUUGUGUCCAAAGUGCUGAUCUUUCUUAUUGUUAUAUAAUAAUGCUGCAAAUCAUUUGCAACCUGGAAGAGGACAAACUGUCCAAAGUCCUUGCUUGCAUCCUCAGUGUAUGAAAUCUGUCCUUUUUGUCCUCACCAUACAAUGAGGCCACUGGGGCAAGAAUAAUGCGGACAUAAAGUAUGCAAUUAAUUUACUCCUGAAUGAACUUGGCCUAUGUGUGACUGUGUAUAGAUUCCACUCUAAUUAGUGUAUAGACCUCAGAAGACC